GUUCCGGAAGCUUCAUCGAAGGAAUUUCUCGCACCCGAUGGGAGGACUUCUUGAAUUUGACGCGCAAAGGCUGGCGAGACAAUUCCCUGACCACUCAGACCAACAACCUCCCGGGCCAAGCGGCUGGCUUUCUGCAGCGCUGUUCGCAGACCUUCCGUGACGUGCUGGAGUACUCCCUGGCCUGCGAGGGAGGGGCGGAAAGCUUUGCCGCGGCCGGACUGGAACAGCUGUUGCGAUUGGCUCUCCAACUGCAACGGCCAGAGGCAGAUCGUGCGGCUGAGAGCCUCUUCUUCUUUGCGUCUGAGGUGUUUCACGAAGCGGAGAGCGAGAUGGUGCUGGCCAGAGGUGCGAGUUGCCUAAGAGCGCUGGUGCGGACAGCAAAAACUUCUGCAGCUCCCAGUUGGUCGACAAAGCACAUCCACUUGUUGGUCUACUUAACUG
Cladocopium goreaui is the source of this 441-nucleotide messenger RNA. NCBI's taxonomy places the organism in Eukaryota, Dinophyceae, Suessiales, Symbiodiniaceae. The record is from the annotation of a GenBank genome assembly.